This is a messenger RNA of Homarus americanus (American lobster), 1784 nucleotides long. RefSeq names its product nucleoside diphosphate kinase homolog 5-like. Gene Ontology annotation, biological process: CTP biosynthetic process; UTP biosynthetic process; GTP biosynthetic process. The record is from RefSeq and is a predicted model, not a curated record. NCBI's taxonomy places the organism in Eukaryota, Metazoa, Arthropoda, Malacostraca, Decapoda, Nephropidae. The coding region runs from base 1122 to 1724 and encodes 200 amino acids. Gene Ontology annotation, molecular function: nucleoside diphosphate kinase activity. The transcript is spliced from 6 exons.
UGAAGGUUUAUUCUGGCAACUGCAGUGAUAACCUAACCUAGUGGAGCAGUGUUGUAGUGUAGUAGUGGUGGAGGCGGAGAGGCGAGCUCGUACGCGUGGCCGGAGCAUCUCACACUACCCAACUUUACCUGAUAGUUUAGAACAAUAAUAAGUGAACAAGAAGAACAAGAAUAACAUAGAACAGGAAUAACAACAAGAUUAAGUGAACAUGAAUAAGAAAACAAGUAUAACAGGACAAGAACAAUAAGAAUACGGAACAAGAACAAGACUAACAUAACAAGAACAACAAAAAUAACACAAUAAGAAUAACAGAACAAUAACAAGAAUAACAGAAGAUUAAUAACAAAAAUACUGUACGUGACCAAGAGUAAUUCAUAACAAAAAUAACAAGAACAAAAUUAACAAAAAAUAACAAUAGAACAAAAAUAACAUAAGAAAAUAAUUGAUAACAAGCAUAACAUAAAGUAUCACAAAUCCGUAUAACUGAAAAAUCCGGAUAACUAAGAAAGAAAGAAGUCCGGAUAUGGGAGGUGUCCAAGUGAAUGAUAAAACCGGAUUAAAAACCAUUAUUUGUGUAUGAGAAAUUAGGUUGGAAAAGAAGUACAGAUUACUGAAGGAUUUGAAGAACCGGACAGCUCAGAUAACAGGAGAAUUCAGAUAACAAAAGAAGAGUCCGGAUAAAGUGAAAGAUUUUGAAUAUAGGAAGAGUCUAUAUAAGCAUAUUAUCCGGAAAAUUAAAGAUCUGGAUAAUCGAACAUUCAGAAUAACCGAAAAUCUUUAUAAAUGUAAAAGCCGUGUAAACGAAAGGUCCGGUUAACUGAAGUCCAUAUAGCCGAAAAAUCUAUAUAAACGGAAAAUUCAUAUAACCACAAAGUCCUUAUAAACAAGAAGUCCGGAUAAACAAAAAUUCCAGAUAACAGGAAAUCGGAUAACAGAAAACUCCAGAUUACAGAAAAUUUUGGAUAAACUGGAAGUCCACAAAACAGAAAAGUCCAGAUAAACGAAAAGUCCAUAUACCAGACAAUCGGAUAACAGAAAAGUCCAGAUAACGGAAAGAUCCGGAUAACCGAAAGGUCCGGAUAAAGGUAAAAAUUCGGAUAAAGACGAAAAUUCGGAUAAAGAUGGCAACAGACAAGAUCCAGCGGACACUGGCCAUGAUCAAGCCGGAUGCGAUCGACAACUCGCCUGAUAUCGAGAAGGUUAUCAUGGACGAAGGCUUCACAGUGGUCGAGCGGAGGAGGGUGAGGCUGACCAGACCAGAGGCGGAGGAGUUCUAUGGGGAGCACCGAGGAAAGUCCUUCUACUCCUCACUGAUCGAAUACAUGACGUCAGGGGAGGUCCUUGCUCUCAUCCUCGCAGGAGACGACGCCAUCACCCACUGGAGGAAGGUCUUGGGGCCCACGCAGGUCUCUAGGGCCCGCGAGGAGGCCCCUGAGAGCAUUAGGGCCCGAUUCGGUGACCCUGACAAUGAUUCAAACAACGCAGUUCAUGGCUCAGACUCAGUCACUUCAGCCCAACGAGAGAUCAAGUUCUUCUUCCCCGACUUGACGCUGGAGCCGGUGUUGACAGGUGAGGGAGCCAAGGAGUACCUCAGUCACGCCGUCUCCCCGACACUGGUUCGAGCCCUCACGGAACUCUGCAAGGUUCGUCCGGAAGACCCAAUUGUGUGGUUGGCUGAUUGGCUGCUCGUUAACAACCCUAACAAGCCACUUAUGGACAACUGAACCAUUCAACCAAGAGAAAAGGUGAAGUAUUAAAGAAAAUGGGAAGUGUAGUAGAAAAUG